AUGUCUGUAGCAGAUCAGUGUCGGUCCGGAGUACUAUGUCUAAAUUACAAAGGAUCAGACAUCUAUAUUCAGGGCAAUAGUCGGCGUGCAACAAAUGACAAGUUUUCAACGGGACAUGUCAAAAAUAUUUAUCACGGUAAUUCAAUAAACGGCAAGUUGUUAGACGGAUCCGAUUAUGGUAACAUGGCAGUAAAUAACAAUUUAUAUGUAAAUAUAUCAUCUACUGCUGCUGUAAUAACAUUUAAACGUGAUGUCGGAGUUCAGUGGAACGCUAAUGAUAUUACUGUUGAUUCAUAUGAAAUCCUUAAAUUUUCAAAAAGUCAUGAUUGUCUUAAAAAAUCAGUCAAAACAGAAGUUGACGAUAUUCAAAAUGAAAUAUUCGUCCCGGAAAUAACGGGUUCGCAGUUUAAACGUAUCGUAAAGGAAAAACUUACAAAAGAAGUCAGAGUCGCUAAAUGUUAUGUAUCUUCAUUACCUAAUUGUGCGCCCAAUUACGGUAACUGCAAUAACUGUCAUCUCGAUAAAAAGGCAAUGAGAUUAGAUUACACGGAUAAAUUGUGGAGCAGCGAGGAUUGCAAAUGUUCACCUGAAAUUAAAAAAUCCGGACUUAGUCCUGGUUUUGUACGACAAUUAAUCAAACAAUUUGAUGUCUAUGAUAAUGUGGAACAGCAAUGUUCGAGACGCAAAUCAUUAUAG
Molecule: messenger RNA, 696 nt
Organism: Rhopalosiphum maidis (corn leaf aphid)
Lineage: Eukaryota; Metazoa; Arthropoda; Insecta; Hemiptera; Aphididae
Exons: 4
Coding region: 1-696 (231 amino acids)
Source: RefSeq, a predicted model, not a curated record